AUGCCAGACAACUCUCUUAUUCCCGGAGUGAUUGCAAACUGGUGGUUAAAUGAGAACCUUGGUUCAGGUUACUCCGGGUCGAUAUUUAAGGCCACACAUCUACAUACUCGUCAAGUAGUAGCACUCAAGAUUCAAUACGUGAACCAUGAAUGUCCAACCAAUCGUUACGAGCGCUACCUAUACCCACUUCUACAAGGUGGGGCAGGGAUGCCAAGACUAUAUGCUUCAGGAGUUCAAGGAGACUGGGACUAUCUCGCGAUCGAUCUUCUGGGAUCCAGUCUUGACAGCCUGUUUAGAAAGAGUGGGAAGGAUACGAUGGACCUCAGAAGUGUUUGCUCAGUAGCUAUUCAAGUUAUAAUGAGACUCCAGUUUAUGCACGCGAGGGGCGUUCUGCACCGCGACAUCCAACUGGGAAACUGCGUCAUUGGGUUACCUCCGAACGACAAGAUCAUCUACAUGAUUGACUUUGGUUUCUCCAAACGAUACAUCGAUCAAUACACUGGCCGCCACAUUCCUGACAGUAAAGUCAAGCGUGAUUUUAUUGGGAACUACUGGUUCAGCUCAGUUAAUGUGCAUUGCCGAGGCAAAGUCCCGUCACGGCGAGACGAUCUGGAAGCGGCCGCGUUGAUGUUUAUCCACCUUCUCACACCUCGCGGAUUGAGUUGGACGAGAAAUGGUGUCCCUAAAACGUCAGAGGCUCAUACAAGGUUGAAGAUGGAAAAGCGUAAUGCCACUCCAGAAUCACUUUGUAGGGGUCUGCCGUCUGAGUUCGAAGAGUUCCUGUCAUACACGCGACGACUCGCGUUCAAGGAAUCUCCAGACUAUGCACAAUGGAUUGACCGAUUCCGGGAUCUAGCCAAGAGCGAGGGCUUUAGAGAUGUAGACAACUUCGUCUGGCCGCCUCCAGUCCCUGUUGCCCCGUUAGUGAAAACGGCGAAUACGCCCCUCCGAGCUCGAACACCAGCUAUGCCACGAGAUGAAAUGGCCAACAUCCUCAACGACCUCACGAAGCUCAAUCUAGGAGCACAGCCUAUCCUUGGAGACAAGACAAACGUUCAAGAAGCCAUUCGGAAGGCCAAAGAAGGCGCUAAGAUCGACUCGACGAAGAAACCUCCUAAGAAGGCCGCUCCUAACGGUGGACACGAGGUUAUCGUCAUCAGUGAUGAAUCUGAGAGCGGAGACGUCGUGCCUGUUCGAUACCAGGCGCCGAAAGCCCUUCGGCUUAAUCAGCUGGCUGAGAAGUGCUCGAAUGCGACCGAGAACCAAAUGCUAGCGCAGCUAAUCCGGGAAUUCAUCGAUAUCUUGCAAAUGAACAGUUCUAGAACCUUGACGAAGGAGGCCUUCUACUUCCUCGAUGUUCUCUACAAACAGCUGGACGACCCCUCCGUGUUCAUCAAGCCUCGAAGGACUUCCAGGCAGCACUCGUUUAAUGAGCAGGUGCCAGAAAAAGAACCCGCGCAUAUUAAACUCGGUGUAGUGGCUCGUCUACGGAGGGAAGUCAGCUAUAGCCAAUCCAACAAGGUUCUCGCGGCCAUGGUGGCCGAUUUCGCCAAGGUCACAAACAAAAGUACAGGACGGACGGUUACAAAGGAUGGAUUCGCUUUCCUGGACGGACUCUCGGAGAGACUCACGGCGCUUCACUAA
This is a messenger RNA of Cyclocybe aegerita, 1644 nucleotides long. The record is from the annotation of a GenBank genome assembly. Lineage: Eukaryota; Fungi; Basidiomycota; Agaricomycetes; Agaricales; Hemipholiotaceae.